This is a messenger RNA of Cylas formicarius (sweet potato weevil), 1004 nucleotides long. Its product is annotated as dnaJ homolog subfamily C member 8. The record is from RefSeq and is a predicted model, not a curated record. Bases 131 to 859 code for a protein of 242 amino acids. The transcript has 4 exons. Lineage: Eukaryota; Metazoa; Arthropoda; Insecta; Coleoptera; Brentidae. Gene Ontology annotation, cellular component: nucleus.
AAGAGUGACAUUAGCAUUAAAAGAAGAAGAAUGUGUCUUGUAAAGCAGAUAUUUCAACCAAACAAUUACCAAUAAUAUUUAUUUUUGUUAAUAUUGGGUCUGAAAUUACCAGAAUUUUAAACUUAAAAGGAUGUCCGGCAGCGGCAGUAGCGAGAAGGAUUCCAAGUUCAAUUCGUUCUACACAGAGGUAAAGGAAAUAGAAAAGAGGGACUCUGUUUUGACGCCCAAGCAGCAAAUAGAGCGCUUAUUAAGACCCGGCUCCACCUAUAGAAAUUUAAAUCCCUUUGAAGUUUUGCAAGUAGAACCUGAUACACCUUUAGAAGAAAUAAAGAAAAAGUAUAGACGUUUAUCGAUUCUGGUGCAUCCUGAUAAGAAUCAGGAUGAUGCCGAGCGGGCGCAGCAGGCGUUCGAGGCUGUAAAUAAGGCGUGGAAAACUUUAGAAAAUGAAGAGAGCAGAAAGAAAUGCAUGGACAUUAUUGAAGAAGCAGUGGGGAGAACGGAUCUCAUGCUGGCAGAGAAGCGUAAAAAAGCUAAAAAAGAUGGCAAAUCGACCAUACCCGAAGAUGAUCCAGAAAAGUAUAAACACGCGGUUUAUGUUUUGACAAUGAAACUUUUUGCAGAUUUAGAGAGGAAAAGACGUGAACUCGCCGAUAGGGAUCAAGAGGAAAGGAAAAGGAAAAGGGAGCAAGAAAUUGAAGAGGAGGAGAAUCAGAAAGCACAGAAAGAGUGGCAGAAGAACUUUGAAGAAUCACGCCAAAAUAGAGUGAACAGCUGGCAGAAUUUUCAAGCCAAAGGAAAGUCCAGCGCUAAAAAGAUAAAAACAUUCAAACCACCCAGAAAUAAGCCAGAAUCGAGAUAAUUUUUACAGGGUCCUGAGUUAUUGGGGACAUAUUUUUUUUUGUAUUGUAAAAAUAAACUAUAGUGCUAUUGUACAAAGGUCUAUUUGGAUUUGAUGGAUUUUCAUUGGUCUGUAUUUAGGGAAAAUAUAAAACUUCUUUCUAUGA